Sitodiplosis mosellana (orange wheat blossom midge) is the source of this 2827-nucleotide messenger RNA. Its product is annotated as protein tweety-2. Lineage: Eukaryota; Metazoa; Arthropoda; Insecta; Diptera; Cecidomyiidae. Gene Ontology annotation, molecular function: volume-sensitive chloride channel activity; intracellularly calcium-gated chloride channel activity. Gene Ontology annotation, cellular component: plasma membrane. The transcript is spliced from 10 exons. The record is from RefSeq and is a predicted model, not a curated record. Bases 819 to 2279 code for a protein of 486 amino acids.
CUUUAAAUAUUUCUAGUGAUUUCACUACCAGGUUCAUGGGUAAAUUAUACUUUCUUUUUCCUUCCUUUGAAUUAUAUCUGCUUAUUACGUUUGUGGUGAAUAUAAAAUUUUCGUGAAAACAGACUGUAGUACGACAUCUAUAGGCGAACAAUACAAGAUUGUACAGUGUACCUACUACCUAUUUCUCAGUUGACAGUAUCUAGUUCGGAAGCUCUAAUUUUAGUCGAAAAUUUAACUAUUAUCUUGUUAUAAGAAUAAGUAAAGGAUAAACAAACUUAUUCACUUCAUUUGAAUUGUUUACUUUUUCGUAUUAAAUAUUCAACUUAGGACGGAGAUAUAUGAUACGUCAAAGGCUUUGGGGUGUGUUUGUUGUUCUGCUCUGCCAAUACACAGUUCUGCCAAUACACGCCAGGGUAAAACAUGUAUCUAUGUUUUUUUUUCUAAUACACAACUGUUUUGAAGCUGAAAUAAAAUAACAUGCAAUUCGUAUUAUAAAGUUUUGUAUUUAUCGGAAGCUGUAUUGAAAAAUCACAAAUCUGGCUUCAAAAAUUCAAAGUGAAAUAUGUGUGUUAAAUCAGAAUAAAUAACAAUAAUUUUCAUUGGUAAUUCCGGAACUGGGGUAAAUACCCUAUUUGUCGGAAAUGUUAUUAUUCCUGGGACAAUGAAAAGCAUUAUAUAAUUCAGAUGUGUUUUCAUAUUGUUAUCGAGUGAAAAACAUAUUACAGUUUACUGAACUGAUCAGAAGAAAAUCCAGGUUAAAGAUUGCACAGUUUAUAAAAGUUACCAUUUAAGGAAGGCAGAAAUAAAUCAAAGUAAAGAUGGACGUAAAUAGCCAGCCAAGUAUUUUGGUUCGUUUGGUUCAUUCAGUUCCCCACAUAAAUGUUACAUUGAAUCGCGUGAACAGUACGUUUGACCCUAGAAGUGUUAUUUAUAAAGAAAGUUUAGGCAUAUUGGCAUCAAUUCCGGCCGCAAUUCUAAUAUUGUCAUUGGUUGGACUCUUAUUAUAUUUAUUAACACGAUGUUGCGACCAAACGACCAACAGUAAACUACAGUCUCAAGCAUGUCAAAAGUUCACUUUAAUAUCUACAACUUUAUUUUGCUGUGCUGCAAUUGGUUUAGGCCUCUACGGGAAUGACGACUUUCAUAAUGGUAUGUUGGAAACCUUACAUUCGGCUCGCCAAAUUGAUGGAUUAGUCUCAAACUUCACAAACAAGACUGAAAAAUUGAAGCACGAUAUUCGCAGUAAGGUUUUGAUGUACGACUUAGAAGAUGUAUUUGAACGCCCAACUUUCAAUCAAACCGCGUUGAAAAUCCUCCUUGAUAACGUUAUUUUGGUGAGAGAAAAUACAACACGCGCGGUCAGUUCUCUAGAAACUAUUCUAUACUUGAUAAGAACACCACAGCACCACUCAUUAAAACAAAUUUUGGGACCUUCCGAAAUAUUUGAAGUCAUUCGAUAUCCGGUUACACUUGGUUUUUUGGCCAUUCUGAUUGUACUUUGUGUUGUAUUGGUCAUUGGUGUGGCUAGAAAUUCACGAUGCAACCUUAUAUUUUUUGCUGUUAUUGGACUAUUCGGAAUCAUUAUAUGUUGGCUUUUAUCCGGGAUCUAUUUGGCCAGUUCUGUUGCUUUGGGUGACUUUUGCAUGCAACCAACAACACACCUAUGCAAUAAAUUUGCAAGUGAUUAUCCAAAUGACGUUUACUAUUUGAAUUGUGGAAGCUUACGUGAAAGGUUCCGUAUGCGUUUGAAUGAAUCAAGGGAAAACAUUGAGCAUGCCAGCACUGCAUUUAAGGAUGUGAUACGAAUAUCGAAAGAUUUGUAUCCACGCGCUGAAAUAUCUACAACUACUGAUCAAAUAGAAAAUGAACUCAAAGAAAGUCGCUAUGUACUUCAUGAACUAUUACAAAUGUUGGACCAGAGUUCUGUUCAUCAACAUUACGAUCAAGCCGUAAAAGGUUUAUGUGAGGGUGCUUUACUUGGACUAACUCUGAUGACGGUAGCUGGAUUAGCGAUGGCGUUUUUGCUUACAUUAUUGAUAUUCGUUAACAAUCAUACGUGGAUUUAUUUGAGACAAAAACGAAAAUUCUCUUCAGAUAAGGCUGAAAGUAUACCAUUCUUGAAUCCAGUGGUGACUGCAUCACCCCCAGCCCCUAGCCAAAGUGGAAGCUCAAUUGUUAACAGAACUCUUCUACACCAUCAGCAAAUCCAUAGCACAAAUGGAGUCAACAACACAUCACGGAAGUCCACAACUGGGACGAUGAGAGGUUUCAUAGUUUGACCUCCAGAGUGGGAUAGGGGUAAUUUCCCAAAAUUUUAGGCUCAUUCUUUCAAAAUUCGAGUUGAAAAAACGAUAUCAUUUGAGUAUGUCACUUCACACUCUUCUCGAAUCUAUUGUAAACAAUGUUUACGAAUAUGAAGAAGUGAACGCAGCGACCGUUCUUGUCAUUAGCUAACGCACUUUCAAGCAUCUUUCAUUGGAUUGAGCAGCCGUUAUGUUAUUAUCCACCUUCAGUAUCAUAGUUAUUUUACAUUUUUGUUGCUAUUUUUUUCACCUUUUUGCUGACAUUAUAGUUAGCCUUAAAAAUCAGUCCUUCCUUCUUAUGAACCCGUAAGAAUAAUCGUUAGACCUCAUUUCGUUGUAUCAAAAUAUGUGGUUUGAAACAGUUUUUCACAGAAGCGGUAUAUUAAAAUAUGUAACUUGAUAUUCGCGCACGUUAGUUCUUUAAGCUGUGAUUACAACAACCAAUUAAUUACUCUUAUAAGUAGCAGGUAUUUAUAUGUUGUGGAGAAUAAAAAUGAGAUUAGCCAACCCGUUUAUACGUGAAU